GAUUUCUCAUAGUCCUUUUCACAAAAUAAACCACAAUGUCCCGAGGAAGCUUUCUCUGUCUUGCAAUCCAAGAAUUAACUCUAUAUAUUUUAUCAAUUUGGUAAGCUACCUCUUGGGGUCCGCUUCAAUAAAUUCAGCCAAUGCUUCUGAUAUAAUUUUUCUUAAGUCUUCCCCACGCUCUUCUCGCAUACCACGAAUUCUAAGAGCUCCUUCCAUAAGUUUAUAUUGUAAUAUCACAACCUGAUCUUCAUUUUGAUCCACUUUUUUCUGAACACCUUUCAUUUUGUCUUCUAAAUGCUUAUUUGACUGAGAGAUCUGUUGCAUUUCCACUUCCAAUCCUUCAAUUUUUUUACUCAGUCCUUGAACUGCCAUAAGAAUAUCUUCUCUUAUUUUUGCAUUAAAAUUCUCCAUCAUCUCUUUUGCCUAUCUUCAGAAAGUUUUAAUUGUUCUUUCAAUAUUUCCUCAAGACUUGGUUCAGAUCCCCUUCUUCCAGAAGGCUUUAAAGGUUUAGCUGCCAUUCUGUCUUCAAAAGAAUCAGGAAUUCAAACUUAAUAACUCUCCUUCCCUCCUUUCAGUAUAAAAAAACUCCGUUUGUAACAAUCCACAAGUAACGCUGCUUCAUCGUACUAAAAAAUUUUUACUUUCACUUUUAGACGCCAUUUUAAAAGUCAAUUAAUCAAAGACAAAGAAAGGUUUCAAGUUUCAAAAAGGGAGUCGGUACUUGCCGUGCUGAUUCUGCAUCAAAGUUCGAACGCUUGUGAAAUUCCCGUCUGCUUGGAAUAUCAAUCAAUUUAAUAAGUCCUCUAGAGCAGAAGCGACAUUCCUCUCCUUUUCCCUGAUAAAAACAGGGGCGUGCUGAAGUUGGAAGGAGUGGAAUUCGGUGGGGUCAUAAAUCCAGGAAAAUUCGCUCUUGAGAGCAAACCCCCUGUCAGACCUGCCACUCUUCCACAAUUCUGAUAACCUCUUUCACCCAGAGAUUAUGCUAAGCUCAGUGAACAGUGAUUUAUUUUCUGUUUCACUGACUUUUACAAUCUUCUAACACGGAGUGCUCUUUUAGAGCACCCAGCAGGAGGGUGACGUCACUGGAGCCCAAAGUCUCAACAUCUUUUUUGCAACGUGGUAACCAAAAAUGGAUGCAGUAUUUCAGGUGUGGUCUCACUAAGGCUUUAUAAAGUGGUACUAAUACUUCACAUGAUUUUGAUUCUAUGCCUGUUGAUACAACCAAGCUUUUUUGGCUGCUGCUGCACACUGUUGGGUCAUGUUUAUCUACUAGGACUCCAAGGUCCCUCUCAUAGUUACUGUUUUGGAGCCAGGUUUCGCCUAAUCUGUACUUGUAUUUUUGUUUUUUUUCUGCUUAAGUGUAAAAUCUUGCUUUUCUCCACAUUAAAUUUCAUUUUGUUGGAUAGGGCCCAUUGUUCAAGUAUGUCAAGAUAUUUUUGGAUCCUGAGCUUGUUUUCUGGGAUGUUGACUAUUCCUGCCAGUUUAGUGUCAUCUGCAAAUUUGACGAGUUCCCCUUUUAUCCCCUCUUCUAAGUCAUUAAUUAAGAUAUUGAAGAGUACUGGGCCUAAGAAGGAAUCUUUUGUUACCCCCCGCUUAUUUCCCUCCAUGUAGAUGUGGUACCAUUAAGGACUACUCGUCGAAUAAAGUUUGUCAGCCAGUUACAAAUUCAUCUGGUGAUGAUGCUGUCUAUCCCAUUUUUCUAGUGUACGAAUAAGUAGGUUGUGACUGCAAAGAAUGCAUUAAAUAAACAGCUUUCUAUCUGUUGCCUGUUACUUCCUUGCCAUUUUCUCUCUUUAAUGGACCUACUGCUUCCUUAACUUUCUUUAUGUUAUUUAUAUGUUGAAAGAAAUUUUUUUUGUAUUAUCUUUGACUUUUGUUGCAAGUCUUUGUUCAUUCUGAACCUUUGCUUUCCUGACUUCAUCUUUACAGAUUCUGGCUAUCUGCUGAUAUUCUGCCAUUAUAUGUCCUUUUCCACUUUUUGUACUUGUCCUUUUUGUUUUUCAGUUUUUCAGAGAUAUUUGUGCAAGCAUGCUGGUUUCUUUUUGGAUGUCUUGCUUCUUUUUCCCAGUGGUAUUGUGCUGGAUUGGGCUCUUAUGAUCAUAUUUUUCAGUUUCCCACACUUCUUGAAUUGUUUUCCCUUUGAAGAUUUUCAUCCAUGGAAUCUUUCUUAGUCUGCCUCUGAGUUUGUUAAAAUCAGCUCUUUUAAAGUUUAAGAUAUUGGUUGGAUUAUGUUCUGUUGCUUGUAUUUGAAUUAUACUGAAUUCCAAUAUGAUGUGGUCACUCUUGGCCAAAGUUCCAGCAACUUCAACUCCCCCUAUCACUUCUUUGUUACUAAGAAUUAAAUCCAAUAUAGCUUUUCCUCUAGUUCCCUCUUCUAUCUUUUGGAUGACAAAAGAUAGAAGUUGUCAGUUAGGUUGGUUAGGAAUCUGUUCAAUCUCCCACUUGCUGCAGAGUUUGUCUCCCAGUUGAUAUCAGGGUAGUUAAAGUCUCCCAUUACUACUGUGGUGUGUUUCCUACAUACAUUUAUUAAUUUUUUAGCAAAGAGUUCAUCUAUUUCUUCUGUUUGGUUGAGUGACCUGUAGUAUACGCCUAUAUUUAUUUAUUUAUUUAAUAUAGCAGUGUCAUUCUUUUUUCCUUUUAUUGUUUAUUGGAAUGAUGAUAAAUAACUCAGUAAAAGGGACAAUCUAGAAUAUUGAUUUCAAGUCAAAUAAUAAAAUGUUAAAGUAAUCUAUAGUAGCACCAUUAUUUUUAGGAUCUUGUACAAUUAUGGGUGGUAUAUUACAAAAAAUGAAGUUGAAAAAAGAGCAGCUCAGAGAUAGGAGCUGAUGAAAUUCUAUUAUAAAUGGUAAUUUUUUUUCUCUCAGGAAAAAAUUACAUGAUAACGUUUAUAAAAUUCCAUAUUAAUGAAAGAUUGUAUACAUUUAAAAUUAAUUCUUUAAUAAAGACUGAAUGCUAAUAAAUAUAGUGACUGGAAGUUGAAAAAAAAUCCCACAAGAAAAAUAAAAAUUAAUUUUGUAUAUUGUAUUUUUAACAAGAAUACAUGUCCAUGGUCAAUUCCAAUUUGAAGGCAAUUUUAUUGUAGUACACUGCAGCAAAAGCAAAAGGGUGAAGGCAGACAUCUGUGCACCUGUCUUCCGCUCCUUAAACUCAAUGUUUUUUUGUUCUGCAGGAUCACAAUUCACCUAUGGAAGGCAACCAUGCAAACUUAGGAAAUGAUGUAGCUGUUUAAUUUUUUCAGACAAGGCAUAACUAAAAUAUGACUAGCAUAGUUCAUAUGUAGUGAAUUUCAUCAACUGUGAUGGAGAAGACACUACAAUACAUAAAAUGGUGACUAGACAACCCACAACUUUUUUGCUCAUUGUUUCAGAGAUAUUUCCUUAUCUAAACAGAGAAAUAGAAUGAUCACAGGCAGGCAAAAAAGCAGUGGGAGCAGGAGCAACUUCUGAUGUCUGCUGGUUUCGCCAUUGACUUUCUUUGUAGGAAACAGAAAUCCAUUUUAGUAGUUAUAGUUCCUAGGCAAAUUAUUAUUAUUAUUAUUAUUAUUAUUAUUAUUAUUAUUAUUAUUAUUAUUAUUAUUAUUAUUAUUAUUAUUAUUUAUUCGAUUUUUAUACCGCCCUUCUCCCGAAGGACUCAGGGCGGUGUACAGCCAAAAGUAAAAACAGGCAAUACAAUAUACAAUUAAAAUACAAAUUAAAAAACUUAUUUUAUAAUUGGCCUAAAAAACUUUAAAAUAUAUAAAACUAAAACCCCUUAAAAUUAAUAAUAGAAAAUUUAAAAUCAAUAAAAUUUAAAAUCAAUAAAAUUUAAGCCAGCCCAGCGCGAAUGAAAAGAUGUGUCUUCAGUUCGCGGCGGAAGGUCCGAAAGUCAGGUAUUUGGCGUAAACCCGGGGGAAGCUCGUUCCAGAGUGUGGGAGCCCCCACAGAGAAGGACCUUCCCCUGGUGGCCACCAGCCGACAUUGCUUGGCGGACGGCACCCUGAGAAGUCCAUCUGUGAGAGCGUACGGGUCGGUGGGAGGCAUGCGGUAACAGCAGGCGGUCCCGUAAGUACCCAGGCCCUAAGCCAUGGAGUGCUUUAAAGGUAGUGACCAAAACCUUAAAGUGCACCCAAAAGGCCACAGGUAGCCAGUGCAGCCUGCGCAGGAGCGGUGUUAUGCGGGAGCUACGCGAAGCUCCCUCUAUCACCCGCACAGCUGCAUUCUGGACUAACUGAAGCCUCCGAGUGCACCUCAAGGGGAGCCCCAUGUAGAGAGCAUUACAAUAAUCCAAGCGAGAGGUAACGAGCGCAUGAGUGACUGUGCACAAGGCAUCCCGAUCAAGGAAGGGGCGCAACUGCCGAACCAGGCGAGCCUGGUGGAAGGCCCCCCUGGAGACGGCCGUCAAAUGAUCUUCAAACGACAGCCGUUCAUCCAGGAGGACACCUAAGUUACGCACCCUAUCCUUUGGGGCCAAUAACUUGCCUCCAACAGUCAGCCGCAGCUGCAGCUGACUGAAUCGGGGUGCCGGCAUCCACAGCCACUCCGUCUUGGAGGGAUUAAGCUUGAGCCUGUUUCUCCCCAUCCAGACCCGUACGGCUUCCAAACACUGGGACAGCACUUCAACAGCUUCAUUGGGGUGGCCCGGGGUGGAAAAGUACAGCUGGGUGUCAUCAGCGUACAGCUGGUAUCUCACCCCAAAGCCACUGAUGAUCUCACCCAAUGGCUUCAUAUAGAUGUUGAACAGAAGGGGCGAGAGGAUCGACCCCUGGGGCACCCCACAAGUGAGGCACCUCACGGUCGACCUCUGCCCCCCUGUCAACACCGUCUGCGACCGGUCAGAGAGAUAGGAGGAGAACCACCGAUAAACGGUGCCCCCCACUCCCAAUCCCUCCAACCGGUGCAGCAGGAUACCAUGGUCGAUGGUAUCAAAAGCCGCUGAAAGGUCUAAUAGGACCAGGGCAGAGGAAUAACCCCUGUCCCUGGCCCUCCAGAGAUCAUCCACCAAUGCGACCAAAGCUGUCUCCGUGCUGUAUCCGGGUUGGAAGCCGGACUGGAACGGGUCUAGAUAGACGGUUUCAUCCAGGUAUUGGGGUAGCUGUCUAUACACCACAGCCUCUUUGCUGUUUCAAAAGGCUAGCGAUAGACUCGUGAUUAGAAAGUGACCAGCAUCCCCUAAAAUGAACUACUAACAUCUUAGAAACAUGUAAGAGCUGAAACAAUUUACCGUUGUAUUCUUGAAAAUAACUAUUCUGAGGUGCAAUUAAAUGGAAAAUUAAUGUAAUUACACUUGUUAACUGCAUGGAAGCCCCAGAAACUAUAGAAAUUUUUGUACACCUGUUAUAAUAAAUCCCUAAGACCACAUUUAGCAUGGUAUGGAAUAUUAAUUGUUAACUAAACUGGUUUUCAACAAAGGAUCAAAUCAGUUUAUUUUUAUUUUAUAUCUAUUAAUGCUUUAGAUUUAUCACCCAGGUAUUGUCAUUGUAAUAGAAUGUCCUAUGAUUUAUUCUGCUAAGUAUAUUAUUGUAUUUAUUUGUUUCACUUUGUUUUUACAUUUUGCUUGUUAUUGACCAAAUAUUGAUUGAUUGAUUUGUGUCUUUUGAAGGGAGUUUUAUGAAAAAAAUCAUCCCUCAAUUUGUUGUAAACCCUACUUAGGUUUUCUUUACUUCCUCUAUUACUGUAAUAAACAAUUUGUGCUUCAGUGAAAGAGUGUCUAAUGAACCCUUUCAUAAAUAAAAUUUGUGGGAAAUUGAUGAGAGAAAUCUCUUACACUGUACCUCAAUAUAUUUGGCUUCCAUUAAUUUUUUUCUUUUAACAACAAAGUAGAUUACAACAAUUUUUUUCUUUUACAACGAAGUAGAUAAUUCAGAGGUCUGAGCCUCUCUUAAUGAGCUUUGUGGUUGAGUGAAAUAUGAACCUUCAUCUCAAUUAGAUGUUAAUAUCCUUAAUCACAAUAAUAUAUGGCUCCCUAAACUAGCUAGGAAAAGGAUUGUGCACAAAUACAGGCUGUGCACUGAGAUGAGUCUGUAUACUGUAGCACUAUACUGUAGUCCCAACAGUUGAAAUACACAUUGCCAAAUUAUUAUUUUUUAUAUUUAAUAAUGUAUCCUUUGCCAAAUCGAUUUAAAUUCAGAAUAAAAGUUGAAUCAUGGAAUCUGAAUUGAACUUCCAAGUCAAAUCUUUGCCUUGCUGGAUAACAAAUAGCUACCAGAUUCAAGAAACAAAGAUAUGGUCUGUAGUAUUGUUUAAAUAGCCUAAAAAGGCAAUCACUAUUGCUAUAUUGUGAAGCUCCGGUUCUGAAUUUUAAAAGCAUGAUCAUUUGCUUUUAAGACCAGCACAAUGUAUAGAAUUGUGAUUCUUGUAGAGUAACAAGAAUAAGAUUAUUUGGGUUUGGAAAGUAAUCAAGAAAAGAUCCAGAAAUUCAGCAAAUAAACACAUUUUUAAACAAUGCCACAGUCAUGAGGUAUCUGGACUGUGGGCAGAAGUAUAGAUUAAGGUUGAAUUUUGCAUGACUUUUUUUGUGUGUCUUCAAGUCAGUGUUGACUCUUCAUGCCUGCCUAGACAAGUCCCUGCGGUUUUCCUGGCAAGAUUUCAGAAGUAGUUUGCCAUUGCCUUCUUCCUAGAGCUGAGGGGGUGACUGGCCCAAGGCCACCCAGCUGAUUUUGUGCCUAAGGCAGGACUUAGUUCUAACUAUCUCCCAGUUUCUAGCUUUUAUCCUUAACCAUUACACCAAGGCUAUACCAAAAUAACUACCUUUUUUUUCAGGGGGGAAAUAAACCUUAUAGACUGGCAAAUCUCCAGCAACUUCCUGAAAUACCAGUUGUGAGGCUUCUGCUGUCUUUUUAAACAGUUUAGUUAUAAAGUGCCCGGGAGACCAAUCUUGUAAACAAUGCAAUGUGUACCUAUGUUGUUUUUGUUGCUGGGCAAUCCUAUGCUUGUGAAAUUCUACUGUAAGUGUAAGCAGAAAUCAAUUUAGGGGUGGGUUUCUUUGCAGAAUUUGUAUAAUAUUGGGAAAUAUCUACUGCCUCAAUUUUCCUGUGAAGAAGAGGAUGAGUAAUCAAGAUGUAAUUGUUUUAAAUGUGGGCGGGCUUAAAUUUACCACAAGAUCUUCUACACUACGAAGGUUCCCUGAGUCAAGAUUGGCAAGAAUGUUGAAUGGAAAUGACCCUGAAUUUAAGUUGCUAAAUGGCCAGUAUUUUGUGGAUCGUGAUGGAGUUCUGUUCAGCUAUAUUUUGGAUAGCUUAAGAACACUCCAGCUUGCCCUACCUAGUGACUUUGCAGACUACAAGAGAUUGCAGAGAGAAGCUGACUUCUAUGAACUUUAUUCUGUAGCUGAUCUACUACAUCAGGAAAAUUUGCUGAAACCCAAACCAGAGAUCUUAGAAAUACGAUUCUUGCUCCAAGAAAUGCAGGGCUUUUUCCGCAUAUUUGGUUCCUGCAGCAUUACUAUUGAUGAGCUGGCUGACCGGAUCACAACCUUUGCAGAAAAUUUUGUAGGAAUGAACUGGAAAAGUCAUCGUGUCCCUUCUCAGCAGUCACUGUCUCCCCUUUCUUUGGAGAGGCCUUCUCAUCAUGAUCUUGUCUUCCAGUGUGGCAUCACCUACAGCGAUCAAUCUCUUGCAAGAUAUGUUUCUAUAAAACCUGAUAAGAGGAAGCUGUUUAAUGGAGCUAAUGUUCUUGGACUACUGAUUGAUAUCUUACUCAAAGAUGGAUUUCGUUUACUAAGUUCUAGGACUGUUUCAGCUGAGGAAAAAAUUGAAUGUUAUUGUUUUGAAAGAAUGAGAUCACCCGAGAUCUUUACCAUCAAUAUCACACAAACAAAAAGAGCUACUACUAUGCAACCAUCAAAACAAAUCCAGAUGAACAGGACCAAAUGAUACAAUUUUUUAAGAAAUAUUGUAUGAAGUAUAAAGUUGUAUGUUAUCCUGUCUCUUCUUGGGGAUUUGGAUGGCCAUAUAAAUGUGAUAAAUAAAUAAUCAAUUAUAAUUGAAAACGAGCAAAAUUCUUGUUUGCAGCUUAGAAUUUUUUGAAGAUUUUUGUUACUGAAAUGACAAUUAGGGUAAAUUUAGGGAUAGAUUAUCAUUGGCCACAGCUCCAGCCAUUACAACUAAUGGUUUAAGAUAAUCAGAAUUAUUAUUAAAACCUGGAGGUUCACAGGUUAUUCAGUUCUGUUGUAAAGAUUUCAAUCAAUUAAUUCCCUUAUUGGUCAUGUCUCAACUUAUUUUUCCAACAGUCAUCAUCAUUUGAUGCUCAUGGAAGCAGUCUCUGGCAGGAUGUGGUGAUAUUGACUUUGGAGAUUUAUUAAUAUUGACAUUUUUAUUUAUUAAUCCCACUCCACACAAGUAUUUUCUGUUCUCUUUAGUUCUACUUAGAAUGUUGGCAAUAUUGCAUACUUCAAUUUUUCAAUGUAAAUACAGUAGUGUAACAAUGGAAUCCAUACUAACACACAGUGUACAUUUCUAAAAAUUUCGAUCAGGUGCAAAAGACCAGGUCCAUACAUGGAGGUUCAAUUAAACUGAUUUACUGCUAACAGUCUCUGUACAGGAAUCAAAGCAGGUUGGCAUCUGCUUAGAGUUAGAUAUGGGUCAAUGGCACGCAAGGGGAAUUGGACUUAAUUCUCAUGCCAACAUAGGGACUCUAGGCCGAUCCACUUUUCACUCCACCCCCCAGGUUCUACUAUUUCUUCUCCUACAAUUUCAGUCUUAUUCCAAAUAUUAAAAAUGUACAAAUGUAAUUUUUUGUCCUUAUUACAGUCAUGCUCAUGCUUUAGUUGCUAUAUCUUGGGUGGAAAUGACUUCAUGUGGAGUUUGCCUCACGAUUUAGCAAUUUAAUAUUUGGACAAAUGAUAUUUUCAAAAAUAGUGUACAUGUAAUUUUCUUUUGUAUUUAUUACCUGCUACUAAACUUAUGUAGAGAUUUAUGUAAUAAGACAUGUCUUUUAUAAUUUCCAUAGGGGAUACAUAGACACUGUAAAAUAUCUAUGUGUGUGUGUUAAAAAUGACUAAGUGAUACCUACACAAAUUAACAAGAAAUGCAUGUGAAUUAUCUUACAAGUUAUAUGAAAACAGUGGGAACCCAUUAAUUUGGUGCAUAUCUAUUUCUGACUUAUAGUGCCAGCCUCAUUUGGUUACUCAGAAUACAUUCCAUUCUCUGAUUUAAAAUGAUAUUCCAUUCUGAUUUUUGAUGAGAAUGUGAUAAAAUAUUUUUCUUCAAUUUAAAGAUCUUGUGGAAAGUAUGAAGGCAAGCAGGGCAAAGUCAAUCAUGAAAGUUAUUGGUAGGGCUACCAGAAAUGAGUUGCAAAAAUCUAGAGUAGACUCAGAAUGCAUUAAAGAAGUACUGAAAACUCUGCUGCCAUCUCGUGGUCAUUUGAAAUUUUGCAGACUAGAUCUAGUGACCCUACCAUUACUUAUCUGUGGUCCAAUCAGGCAGAAUUUCUCAAGAUAAUCUGUCCUAAUCCAUGUAUUCCAAAACUCUUGAUUUCAGCAGUCAAUCUACUUCAAGAGACUUGCUGAAGAAUAGAACAGCCUUACUUCAACUGCACAAUUGAUAUUGGAGAUUCAUUCUAGUCUCUAUAAUUUUUUAACUUUCUCAUCCGCUAUGUCUUCCUGCUUGUAAAGCUUGCAAAGAAGUUUUGUAUUAUUUCAUUUUUUUCUUCUCGUUGUAUUAUAUCAUUUUCAUCUUGUAGUUGUUGUAUUAUUCUCCUUCCUUUUUCUUUUCUUAAUUUAUAAGCUAACCAUUGUCCUAUUUUAUUCGCAUUCUCGAAAUAGUUUUGUUUUGCUAUCCUAAUUUUCUGUGCUAUUUCUUUUUGUGUUAUCAAAUUAAUCUUAUGUUUCAUAAUAUUCAAUUUUUCUUUUAUCUUUUUGUUUUGUGGGUCUUUUUGUACUUCAUAUUCUAUUUUUUUAAUUCUUCCCACAAGCUUUCUAAAUUGAUCUCUCUUUUCUUUAUUUUUCUUGGAAUUAUAUGCAAUGGUCAGUCCCCUUAUAAAGGCUUUUGUGGUAUCCCACAGAUUUUGUAUUGAAGUAUCCUCCUUUUUGUUGUAUUUGAAAAAAUAUUUUCAAUUCACUCUCUAACAUCUGUAUCUAUUUUUUAACUUUGCAUAAGUUUUGGUUCGUUUUCCAUCUUUUAUUUUGUUUCUGGCCCUUCCAUUCUAAUGUAAUCGGAUUAUGGUCUGCCCAAUUGUUUUUCAACUUCGAUU
Molecule: messenger RNA, 10166 nt
Organism: Ahaetulla prasina
Lineage: Eukaryota; Metazoa; Chordata; Lepidosauria; Squamata; Colubridae
Gene: KCNRG
Product: potassium channel regulator
Exons: 2
Coding region: 7022-7849 (275 amino acids)
Biological process (GO): protein homooligomerization; negative regulation of delayed rectifier potassium channel activity
Cellular component (GO): endoplasmic reticulum
Molecular function (GO): protein binding
Source: RefSeq, a predicted model, not a curated record